AUGGUCGCUGAAAUCACCAAGGAUAUCCAGCAGCUCGAUCAUGCAAAACGAAAUCUUACAGGCUCAAUAACGACACUCAAUAACCUAGCCCUCAUUGUUGGGGAUAUCGAUCACUUGAACGCGACUUUGUGCGUUAAUACGCAUGCUCCUGGAAAGAGCGCCCCCUCCACAAAUCCCUUCGGCUCAGAAAAUUCUCCCAAGGUUCUUCAGUCAGCAGAAAUUGAGGACCACUUGGCCCGCGCUCAGCGUCUAAUGGAGCCAAUGAUAACCACCUACUCAUCUGUUCCUGCCGUCAUUGAGCUCAACGAAGAACUUGAAAACAUCUACACGAUUAUAAAUUCUCGAUUAUCCAUUGAAAUGCGUGAGCUUCUAGCGAGUCCCUCUGCUCGCAUAUUGACUGAAUAUGCACCAAAGAUUCUCACAGGCUGUCGUCUAUUAGACCUGCUACCGAAAGAUAACAUGAAAAUGGAAAUAAUCAAUUGGUUCAUAACUCAGCAACUUGCUGAAUAUCGAGAACUGUAUGAGCCCUCGCAAGCCAUUGCAUGGCUGGACAAAAUUGAUCAUCGAUUGAUUGUCGAAUUCUGUCGUAAUACGCGAACUGAUUUAGAAGUCGUCAUGCAACGUCGUCGAGCAGAGAUAACUCAUAAUCUCCUGGUGUUUGCAAUGCAGCGUACGAUUGCGUUUGAGACCAGUCUCUCGAAGAUUGCAACAGGCGCGACAUUGUUGAAGGAACAUGGAGAGUCCGAGGGAAGGGAUGAGAUGCCCAUCAAAGGUGGAGAAACCGCUGAGAAGGAGUCUAGUAACCCAUUUGACGAGGAUGUGGAAGCCGAAGAACAGAAAAAUAUCUCUCAGAGGCCCAAAUUGCAACAAACUGUGUCUCCAUUUGAGGGGAUCAUUUCGAAUUGCUUUGCUCCAUAUUUUGACCUCUACUUGAACCACAUCGAACGGGCUCUAAACGAUCAACUGACUACGCGACUGAUAGGCGACUAUACCGUGAACAAAUCGAGCCUAAAAAGCCGAGCCUUUGGGGAUGCCUUUCGAGACGGCGCUGUUCCGGGAGUUCCAGCGAGUGGAGAUUUGGCUGAAAAUACACUUUACUCAGCCACUGACUUGUUCCUCCUGUACAAGCAGCUUCUCAAGCAGACACUCCAGCUGACUCGAGGCCAGGGUCUUUUGGGGUUGGUAAAAUUGCUUCGGAAGUACCUCAACGAAUACACAGAGAAAGUCCUACUGCCAGGCAUACCCGGUCAUCCUUCCAAUUCUUCAACUGGCGGUGUUCUUGCGAAACCUUUUAGUCUCAGCAGUCUUGCCUCAUUGAGUUAG
Messenger RNA from Hydatigera taeniaeformis, 1323 nucleotides. The record is from the annotation of a GenBank genome assembly. Lineage: Eukaryota; Metazoa; Platyhelminthes; Cestoda; Cyclophyllidea; Taeniidae.